UAUGCAUGUGUAACCAUAAAGAUUGACAGAGGAAAGACAUGGACUUUCCGAGGUUUAUUUUUGUUAUAUCUGUUCUUACAGUAAUGUUUCUGAGUUCAGGUAAAAUUUGCAGUGGAUCAUUCACAAGUAGUUUUGUUAGGAAAGCUGAGAAAGGUGUCGAUAUGCCACUUGAUAGCGACGUCUUCAACAUACCUUUGGGCUAUAAUGCCCCUCAACAGGUCCACAUAACACAAGGAGAUCACAAGGGGAAGGAAAUGAUUGUGUCAUGGACUACGAUGGAUGAAGCAGGUUCGAAUACAGUUCUUUAUUGGAGUGAAGAAAACAAGAACAAGAACAAGGCUGAAGGCAUAGUUAUUACCUACAAAUUCUAUAAUUAUACUUCUGGAUACAUUCAUCAUUGCACCAUCAAGAAUUUGAAGUUCAAUACGAAAUAUUUCUAUGAAGUUGGAAUUGGACAUACCACAAGAAGUUUCUGGUUUCUUACACCGCCUAAGGUUGGCCCUGAUGUUCCCUACACAUUUGGUCUCAUAGGAGAUCUUGGACAGACCUAUAACUCAAACUCUACGCUUGCACAUUAUGAAAAUAAUCCAUUGAAAGGAAAGGCUGUGUUGUUUGUUGGAGAUCUUUCCUACGCGGAUGAUUAUCCAUUUCAUGACAAUGAGAGGUGGGAUACAUGGGGAAGAUUCACUGAGAGAAGUGCUGCUUAUCAGCCUUGGAUCUGGACUGCUGGGAAUCAUGAGAUUGAUUAUGCUCCAGAAAUUGGAGAAACGAAGCCGUUUAAGCCUUAUAAACACAGGUAUCGAGUCCCUUCCAAGAAAUCAAACAGCCAUUACUGGUACUCCAUCAAAAGAGCAUCAGCACAUAUAAUUGUCCUGUCAUCCUAUUCUGCCUACGGCACCUAUACUCCUCAAUAUUUGUGGCUUGAAAAGGAGCUGAAGAAUGUCGACAGGAAGGAAACGCCAUGGUUAAUUGUUCUUAUGCAUGCUCCUAUGUAUAAUAGCUACAAUGCUCAUUAUAUGGAAGGUGAAACCAUGAGGGUUUUGUUUGAACCAUGGUUUGUACAUUACAAAGUUGAUGUUGUUUUUGCCGGUCAUGUUCAUGCCUAUGAACGCUCUGAAAGAGUAUCGAACAUUGCUUAUAACGUCGUCAAUGGAUUAUGUAGUCCUGUCAAAGAUGAUUCUGCUCCUGUUUACAUAACCAUUGGUGAUGGAGGAAAUAUUGAGGGUCUGGCCACCAACAUGACACAACCACAACCGAAGUACUCAGCAUUUCGGGAGGCCAGUUUUGGGCAUGGAAUAUUUGACAUCAAGAACAGGACACAUGCUUACUUCAGUUGGCAUCGGAAUGAAGACGGAUAUGCUGUUACUGCUGAUAGCUUAUGGUUCUUGAACAGAAUUUUUAUGAAUGAUCAUCUCUAAUCAAACAUGUAACAGCCUGCACCCAAAAAAUGCAGAAUAUCUGCCAAAUCAAAAGUAGUGCUUAGUUUUGAAGGUGCUUCAACACAGUUCUACAGUUAAGACCUACUUAUCUUUUAUUGUACUGUAUCUGCUUUCUCUUAGGCAGUGCACAUGAUAUAUUAAUAAUGUAAAUUAUUUGAAAACUCAAGACAAAGAAAUCUUAAAUCUUCUACCAUUGAUCAAAAUAAGGAAAAAUCAU
Messenger RNA from Daucus carota subsp. sativus, 1656 nucleotides. RefSeq names its product purple acid phosphatase 2-like. The record is from RefSeq and is a predicted model, not a curated record. Bases 39 to 1418 code for a protein of 459 amino acids. The transcript is spliced from 8 exons. Gene Ontology annotation, molecular function: metal ion binding; acid phosphatase activity. NCBI's taxonomy places the organism in Eukaryota, Viridiplantae, Streptophyta, Magnoliopsida, Apiales, Apiaceae.